AUGGACACAAUACUGCACAUCCAGGGCGACCUCAAGUCGCCCAAGGCACCACUGAUCCUCAUCCACGCCAUCUCGGGCCUGGCACUGCCUUACCUCAACCUCGGCCCGCUGGACGGACGUCCAGUAUACGGCAUAUCCGCCCCCCUCUACGAGCAAGGGUCGGCGGCCCCCUUGCCAGAGAGCCUGACCGAGGUGGGCUCUCUUUACGUUGGCAUUGUCCGCCGCCACAUUCAGCCCCACGGGCCCUAUGUCCUUGGGGGCUGGUCCAUGGGGGGCAUGAUUGCCACGGAGAUGGCCAAGAUCCUCACAGCCCAGGGCGAGAGCGUCCCGCACGUCAUCAUGAUUGAUUCCUUGAACCCCGAAAAGUACCCGCCCUUUCACGAUGCGCGCGAGCACCACCUUCUGGCCACGCUCACCUACAACGCCAUUGCGCGGCGCAUCAACGGGCCCGAGGAGCCCUUAGGUUUCGCGGGACAGGGCGUGGACACCAUCCCCAGCGGGCCGAGCAGCGCUCACGCAAGUCGGGACAAUUCGGACGGGGAGUUGGACAGCGACGACGAACAGGUCCUCGCCGACCGAUUCUACCACCAGAUGCGGCAACAUGUCCACCAUGGGCUCCGCAUGCUGGCGUCGCAUCGCUCCUCGCUGUCCCAGGGCGAGGCGAGGCGGCUGCCUGAGACGGACGCGACGCUGGUCAAGUGCAAGACCCUGGACUCCACGGCGCCGCUCCUCAGCGAGAAGCGACGCGAAUUUGCUAGGCGCAUCCACCAGGACAUCCGGAGCGGAUGGGCGGACGGACAGUUCAGAACGCUGGUCACGGCGCCGUUCCGGGCGUCGCACGAUAGCUGUCUGGACCACGAGUUUGCGGACGAGCUCACGGUGAUCUUGCAAAGCAUUCUGCGGUGA
Emericellopsis cladophorae is the source of this 906-nucleotide messenger RNA. RefSeq lists its product as uncharacterized. The transcript has a single exon. The record is from RefSeq and is a predicted model, not a curated record. Gene Ontology annotation, biological process: biosynthetic process. Lineage: Eukaryota; Fungi; Ascomycota; Sordariomycetes; Hypocreales; Bionectriaceae. The coding region runs from base 1 to 906 and encodes 301 amino acids.